Dentiscutata heterogama is the source of this 1395-nucleotide messenger RNA. The record is from the annotation of a GenBank genome assembly. NCBI's taxonomy places the organism in Eukaryota, Fungi, Glomeromycota, Glomeromycetes, Diversisporales, Gigasporaceae.
AUGUCACUUAACGGACUUGUCCUCGAUUGCGUUCCGUUUACUUCUACCAAUUCUGAAAUUCCAAUAUUUAAUAGCGAUGUCAUCUUGGCUCAAUUACUUUCUUUUGGCUUUGACGAAUGGAUAUGCCAAAGGGCAAUAACUCGCACUAAAACUGUGGAAGAAGCUACUGAAUGGAUUUUGAAUACAUUGGAUGAAAAUUCUGGUAACAGAACAACUUCAAUCAAUUCUCCAGUACUGCGCCUAUCUGAAUCUUCAGAAAGAGUUUCUGCACCAAUGAUGGUUGAUACUGAACAGUCUUCAUCAGCGGCUUCUAGUUCUACCUCAAAACCAAUGGAGUCGAAAGCAAAAGCCGCAAAGGCUACUGAGGAAAUGAAGAGAUUAAAGCUUUUAGAGAGAGAGGCUCGUAAAAAAACAUUAUUAGCAAUUAAAGAGGAUCGUGAAAAUUUGAAAUUGCGCAAGAUAUCCCAUAAAGUUGAAAGUAGCAGUUCAGCAAGUUCUUAUGCCAUCUCUACUCCACUAAAAACUGAACAAUCUGAUUCAACUCUUAUUCAGAUCCGUUUAUCAACUGGUCAGGCAAUACGUCAAAAAUUUAAUAAUACUGCUCUUGUAUCUGACCUCUUUAAUUGGGUUGUUAGUAAGAAUGAGCCAAGCAAAAAGUUUCAAUUGUUGUUACCUUUUCCACGAAAGGUCUUUGGCGAUGAUGAGAUGGGUUCGACACUUGCCGAUGCUGGUUUAGUUCCAAAUGCUUCACUGAACGUAGUAAAGUUAGAUGUACCUUCUAUUACUGCACAAUCUCCGAUAAGCAGAGUUACAAGUUCUAUCACUGGAGAUGAUUCAAGUGAUGACGAUGGUGACAAUAGCAUAAGACAAUCGUUACCAAAUGUUCCAAAUCCACUUUCUGGACCGCAAGGGCCUCCCUUAAAUUUACCACAGCAUUUACCUCCACCAAUACCUCUACAACAAGGAAUUCCUCCAAAUUUACCACUACAAUUUCCUCCUCCGAUAACUACUCAACCAGGAAUCCCUACUAAUGUACCCCCUCCAAUACCAUUUCAACCGGGAAUCCCGCCUAAUGUGCAUCCUCCUAUGCCUGUCCAACCAGGAAAUCCAUUUAAUGCUCCUCCUCUUGCACCUCGUCGAUUUCCUCCAAACAUGGGUCCACCUCACCGUAUGCUUGCCAGACCGUCACCCUUUUCUGGUACAGUUUUUCGUUUAACAAAUAAUCAACCAGUUUUGCAGCAGCAGGAUUCAGAUGAUGAUUCCGAUGAUGAAGAAAAAAGGCAACGUAUUGCUGAAGCUGUACAGGCACGAUCAAGAUGCGCAUAUUGUGUUGCAGGUAAUUCUAUAAUUCAUUUGGAGCUUAAUGGUUUAAUUUCUAACUCUACAAUCUCUUAG